Balaenoptera ricei (Rice's whale) is the source of this 400-nucleotide messenger RNA. It is a transcript of the gene CTXN3, whose product is annotated as cortexin 3. The coding region runs from base 155 to 400 and encodes 81 amino acids. The record is from RefSeq and is a predicted model, not a curated record. NCBI's taxonomy places the organism in Eukaryota, Metazoa, Chordata, Mammalia, Artiodactyla, Balaenopteridae. The transcript has 2 exons.
GGAACCAUUCCGCCUUGCAGAGGUGGAGUGAAGGGCUUGUACUCCCUUCAGUAUCCUGAUGGAGCUUCUUCAAGGUGCAACCACCAUGAUCUCAGCAGGCUGAUGAUGGAAGAGCAGGAACCUGGGAGACCCUGUGCUCUAGCUUCCCUGGACGAUGGAUGGAGGACCGCCUGUCCCUUCACCCCUAGUGCCCCUUGGGAACGUGUCAUCAGAUUCUAGCAUGUCUCUGGAGCAGAAAACCACAUUUGUUUUUGUAAUUUUGUUGUUUAUUUUCUUGGGCAUCCUCAUAGUCAGGUGCUUCCGGAUUCUUCUGGACCCGUAUCGGAGCAUGCCAACCUCGACCUGGGCUGACGGACUUGAAGGCUUGGAGAAAGGGCAGUUUGACCAUGCCCUUGCUUAA